Molecule: messenger RNA, 1215 nt
Organism: Camellia sinensis
Lineage: Eukaryota; Viridiplantae; Streptophyta; Magnoliopsida; Ericales; Theaceae
Source: RefSeq, a predicted model, not a curated record
AUGGAUAAGGUUCAGGAAAGCACACAUAUUUCCCGAAUUCGUUCUUUUUUUCUUUUUGCAGUGGUAGAGCUGCCAAACAAGUCCUGGUUGGGUGAACUAGCUGCAAAUUUCAAGCUUUUAAAAGUACUAGAUCUUCAAGAUGCUCCUCUAGAUCAACUACAUGAAGAAGUGGGGAAUCUACUUCAUUUGCGAUACCUAAGUGUGAAGAAUACAAGUGUGAAGACAAUUCCAAAGUCUAUUGGUAAGCUACAAAACCUGCAAACUUUGAAUUUGAGACGCUCUCUCGUGUUUGAGCUACCAAUCGAGAUCAAUAGGCUCCAUAAGUUGCGACAUCUUCUAAGCGUUUUUUUUAACUAUGAUAUUGAUAUAAGUGUGGAUACUAUAAGAGGAGUGAAGAUAAAAGGAGGGAUAGGGCGUUUAGAACAGUUGCAAAAGUUGUUUGGUGUGGAGGCACAUGAAGAAGAAGAAGAAUGGGGCAACCUUGUUCUUAAAGAGCUGGAAAAUUUGAGGCAGUUGAGGAAGUUUGGCGUAUCCAAAGUGAGAAGAGAAAAUGGGAGGGUUCUUUGUGCUGCCAUUGAGAAGAUGAAACACCUUAGGGUUUUGGCGAUACGGGCUAAAAGUGAAGAUGAGAUUAUGGAUUUACAUUCUCUCUCUUCACCACCUGAAUAUCUUGAACGUCUCUACGUGGGGGGAUAUUUAGUGACGUUGCCAGAUUGGAUCCCAAAACUACAACAUCUAUUCGUAAUACGUCUACACUGGACAGGUUUGAACGCUAAUGCAAUAAAAUCCCUUCAAGUGUUGCCUAAUUUACUAAAGCUUGAUAUCUAUCAGGGUUAUGAUGGACAGAGAUUGCAUUUUGAGGUUGGAGGGUUUCAAAAACUUAAGGCGUUAUAUCUACAAGGCUUGAAGCGAUUGAAUUCCAUGGUAAUAGAGGAUGGAGCGUUGCAUCUUCUUGAAGAACUAUGGAUUGGGCCUAGCCCGCAACUGAAGGAGGUACCCUAUGGCUUCCACCACCUCAAAAGACUCGCAGCUCUUUCCUUUUAUGACAUGCCAAUAAAGUUCUUAGGUAGAAUGCAACCGGACGAAGGAGAAGACUUUUGGAUUAUUCAGCAUAUACCCGAUAUCAAGUUUUCGUUCAAGUCUAGAGGAUUAUACUACAAAACCUAUAGUCUUCAAGAUUUCCAAGUCGCACGUGAAAGACAAAGGUCUGAGUAA